Molecule: messenger RNA, 4462 nt
Organism: Porites lobata
Lineage: Eukaryota; Metazoa; Cnidaria; Anthozoa; Scleractinia; Poritidae
Source: the annotation of a GenBank genome assembly
GCUUGAGAAAUGGCGGACGGACUUAAAAUUUCCUUGCAAUUUAGGUGAGAUUUCCUCUAAGAAUUUGAUCACAAGAAACGUUGCAAAAGCCGAGAACUUUUCAUGACAGUUUUCUCUCUGGUUUAGUGGUGGAGCCGAGCUUUUAUUCAACAAAGUGAAGGAACACGAGGUGCUUUUACCGAAGGACGAGAAUCCAUGUGAGUAAGAUUUGCCAUUUCAAUGGCAGAUGAUUUACACCGCGACUAUAUGUCCAGUAGCGGGAUACGAUUUUUAAAAUACUCUAUUCCCGGAAGACGAGUAUAAGUAUUAAUUUCUACUUGCAGUUAUCGCAUAAGAAGUCAAAGAAUAGUCAGAUCAGGAAAUUUGAAUGGGGCAGUGUAAAAUGCAGACUGUAGACUGACUGCGGACUAUUGUUUUUAGGGUUAGAACACAAUGGGACUAUUGUUGUCACGUUCUAAUUCGCAUGGUGAAAACAAUAGUGCGCAGUCUGCAUUUUACACCAACCGGAAUUUGAAUUGUCAGACUGUUAGUGUAAAACGCAGCCUGCAGACUAUUGUUUUCACCAUGCGAAUUAGAACGUGACAACAACGGUCCCAUUGUGUUCUAACCCUAAAAACAAUAGUCCGCAGUUAGUCCACAGUCUGCAUUUUAUACAGCCCGCCCCCAUUGUCAGGUAGUGCAUUCCAUUUUGUAUCCUCUCCUGCCCAUCCCCCUCCCCCCACCCCAUCUCCCCAAAGAUGGCUGGCAUCCAAACCCUCAAUUUUUUGUUGACAUCGUUUGAAAAAUGAGCUUCCAAGUGUUUGGGUUUUGUUGGCACUUUUGAAAAUAUGUCCAAAGGGUUCUGUCAAGAGAAUAUUGAAAACCCCUUUUCAAAAUCCUGCCAUCCUCAGGGCUGGGGCAGGGUGUGGAUAAAAUGUCCAAGUUCUAGUGAGUGACUGUAAAAAAUCUCAAACAAAGGUUCUUUUAGACUUUUGAAAAAGUCCUUUAAGGCUUCUUUGCAUCCUAUAAAGUGUGCUAAUUUACAGCUUUUUUGCUGUUAAAAUUGUGAGGUGCACUUGUGGUUUAGUCUGAACCCUAAAUCCCCAAUCUUAGUUCACUUUAUCUACCUGUAGAAGUAAAAUUAAUAUGAAGAUGAGACAAAUGCAGAUCAGACCGGCAGUCAUUUAGUGACAUGAAAACCAGGAUCUGCUACAGGGUCAGUUAGAUUCUGCCUUUGUGCAUUAUUUUAUUAUGAGCAUGCUAUUAUAAAGUUUCAUGUUAAACCAUGUUCUUUUCUUUAUUGAUUUUACAGGGAGUAUUAGGAGAUUGUUGAUAUGGAUUAAAGAUAAUUUGCUGAAAGAAAGACCAGAAUUGUUUCUUCAAGGAGAGUCAGUGUAAGAAUUUAAAAAAUUUCAUACUUAAGUGAAAGGAACUUAAUCUUCUUCAGAACUUGAUCUUCUUAUGUAGCUUUGGACCUCUUUUCCACCCCAGUGUAUAUGUAAAUCUGGAUGAUGUCAUAUAAAAACCAGUAAUGUACUCUUAAAGACACUUUAGUCAGUCCCAGUAGUUUUAUUGUUGUGUCCACAGUGGGGCCAAACCACUCCCUAAAUGUUUCAUCAAUUUUGCGUUGAUAGUUGUGUUAUUUUACAAUCACUUUGUUGGCUUUUUAGCUUUUUUCCCAAAAGUUGGCCUGAAAAUGCAAAAUUUCAGGCCAGGCAAAUUAGUUGCUAGCAUGUCUUAAAGUAUUCAGUUAUGACGUCAUGCUUGCUGAUGUCAUUCUUACAUAAAUUUUAAAUUUUUGAAUCUCCCAAAUUUUUUGUUUUUUCCUGAAAGAUCUGAUAAAAGGGGGUUGAAAGCUGAAAAAAAUUUUUCAAUUAUAUCUCAUAUGUGAGCUGAGAUAUUGCAGUGUGAUUUUGGAUAAAUUUGAAAAACAAAAACUGGACCCCCCCCCCCCCCUUUAGAAAUAACUUAAGUUUAAGUGUUUUCUUGUUAAAUUGCCCUUGCUAUUUAAGUUGCAUAUGAGACAUCUUGACUGUCGAAAGCUAAAAAAAGAAAUUUCCAACCGUGCAUAAUCCUGGAAAACAAAUUUGUGAUGUCAGAAACUGUCAUGUGAUCAUUUUUUUGUACUUCCUAAAUUAGCAUUAUUAGGUCAAAAAAUAAAAAUCUAAAAUCAUCCGAUUUUAGUCCACAGUGAAAAAUACCUAAAAAUAUGCUUAUUUUGUAUAAAACUGUAAAAAAAUUAUCAGAGCAAUCGAUUUUUAAGAAAAACUAUGGAUCCAGGGGGCACACUAGAAUAUUUUUGAAGUCCCAUAACUCGGCUCAUACGUGUCGUAUCGAAAAACAGUUUUCAGUAUUGUGCCUCUCUUCUGAUGCACUUUCAGUUGACAUAAGUUUCACUCAAAAAGUUAAAAACCAAUUUUUCCUAUUUUGGUGACGUCAGCCAGUGUGAUGUCACAGUUUGUACUUUUAACUAAAAAAAUGCCAAAAAGGUUUUUGGCCAUUAAUCGUAGUUCAUUGACCAAGUUUGGUUAACAAAUAUCAUUUAUCGUAAGAAAGACUUAAAUUUAGCACUCAUGCAACAUUUGAGGGGUGGUUUGGCCCCACCAUGAUCUCCCAUGGAGAGCCAUCUUUCAAUGUGUAGAAACAAUAAUCUGUAAACCAUUACUUUAUCCAUUUUCUGUCAUUACAAUAUUAUUGUAUAUUUAAAAAUUUACAGUGUGGAUACAUGUCACAGGCUAACCUCUCCUUAUGGACACCUAUAUAAUAUGGACACCUCUCUAUUACCGACAGUUCAUUAUUUUGAUCCUAGAAAUGCCAAAAAUCAUACAUUCCUUACCUCUAUAAUACGGACACUUCUGUAAAGCAGACACUUGGUUCUGUCCCUUUGGUGUCCAUAUUAAAGAGGUUUGACUGUACUCCUUUAAUGCACAUCUUUUCUACGGAAAUUCUCCUUAAACCUUGCUCUUAUGGACUGUUGCUACUACAGGCACCAACUUGUGGUCCCAGUAGUGUGCUCUGCAACAACAGGAGUUGAUAUUAUUUUGGUCAUCCUGGCAGUCUCUCUACCUAGCACAUGAAAUGAUCAGAUGUUAUUUCCAUACAUGUAGUAGACAAUGACCACUGUAACUGGUCUAACUGGUUGUACAGGCUUUUUCACUUUUACAUGAUUUCUACUUCCAAGAAAUGCAGUAUACACCAUGAGCAAACCCCAGAGAAGGGGGACACUUUUAUUUGGCCUAGACAGGUAUAUAAAAUGUAUGUGCUGCUGAACAGGGUAUGGUUUUUAGGCUCUUGAGUCUUGAACAUGGUAUACAAUUUCACUAUUAUUUUUUUAGCAUUUUGAACAGGGUGUGUUUUUGGACCAGUAGUCUUAAAAAGAGUGUGAAGGCUGCCAUUGAGCGGUCUUCUUAACUGGUACCACAAUGUUUUUUUUUUUCAAAAAAGUUAGUUUGAAAAAAAUACUGUGUGCGAAACAAAGUGAAUCAGGGUCAUGAACAUAGGACACUUGUCUUAGAUAGGGUUUGAAAGCCUCAGUGGCAAACCUUUACUCAAACUUCCCUUGAGUGCUCUCCUGGGAGAACAAACUUUGAACAUGUUGAAAAAGUCUCUGUAAAUCACCCAGUUAUUUGUUGUUUUAGGGUGUUAAAAGAUGUCUGGCUGGUAACUUCGAAAGGUACUGUAUUUCAUAAUUUUCAUUCACAUUUUUCUUUCUUUUUGUAGACGGCCUGGCAUAUUGGUGCUAAUAAAUGAGACUGAUUGGGAACUGUUGGUAUGGCCAGAUAACUGUUAUUUUUGCUGUUGUUUACUUUUUCGUGUUUUUUUUUUGUUAUUAAUAUAUACCAGCCCUUUUUUCUGUUGAUUAUAGGGAGAAUUGGAUUAUGAGUUGCAAGAAAAUGACAGCAUUGUGUUUAUAUCCACUCUUCAUGGAGGGUAGAAUAAUUGAGAAUCCAAGAGAAAAAAGCAAGACAGACUGGAGACUGGAAAGACAGUUUCAUGGGACCGGUCACAAAGAACAGCACUGCCGUCUUUCCUUGUAACUGCACCUCAGAAAGGUCUAGCUCCUGAAAUAAGCGUAGGAUGUUUGGAAAAAGCAAGUUACUUGCAUUGACUCAUGUGAUACAUGUCAUCCAUUUCUUCAAUAUGUAUAAAAAAGAAAGAUACAUUUGUUCAAGUAUUAUUUUGAUAAAUCCAGUAAUGACAGAUUACUCAAAAAUGAACUUUCUUAAGUAGGAAGAAACUAUUAAUUUUUAUAAAAUUUAGGUGCUAGUAGUGCAGCCAGUUAGUGUUAUUGGCUCAAGAUUUAUAUUGCGGGAUUGAAACUCAAAAGUAAAAAUAUAAAAAACUAUCCUAUAGUUUCCUGUAAAGGAGAGAAGUGAGGUCAGCUGUCCUCUGUGGCAAAUUGAACAAGUUUGGAAUUAAAAGUAUCAUAAUAAAUAGAGGAUAUUACACGGUGGCACGAAGAUAUGAAUUUUAUUUUCAUGUG